CAGUUAGCAGAGUCAAAGAGCAGAACUUCAACAACUUAUAUAAAUCGAGGAAACAUCAGAAUUAGUUCAUUAAUAGAAUCAAACAGCUUUGAGAUUGGAAGGUGAGAAUAAUAUCAUCAUAAAAGAGUUUUGGACGACAAUGAUAAUCAGAAUUAUGGCGAAAAUAUUCGAUGGCAUGCUUCUUCUGAUAGAAAUAUUAUUUCUUAUUUUAAAAGUUUUUUAUUUUUUUUGGGAGAGCAUAUUCACAAUGUUUAUUCCAAUAACAAAAAGAAGCGUAGCUGGUGAAAUAGUUUUGAUAACAUGUGCAGAUCAUGGUAUCGGAAAAGAAUUAGCGAUUGGUUAUGCAUCGUUAGGAGCAACAGUCAUAUGUUGGGAUAUUAAUGAAGAAACUAACUAUCAAACAAUGAACGAGAUUAAAAUGAUGGGGAAAGGCGCUGUAUACGCAUAUCAGUGUAAUGUAGCGGACAGAAAAGAAGUCUUUAGGGUAGCUGAAAAAGUGAGAAAAGAAGUUGGCGACGUUACUAUUUUAGUCAACAAUGCGGGUAUAGGAUUUUGCAGAGCACUCUUAAAUAACAGUGCCGAUAAAAUUACACGAGUUAUAGAUGUCAAUUUAAAAUCGCAUUAUUGGACGUUGCAAGCAUUCCUACCAAGUAUGAUUGAAAAGAAUCAUGGUCAUAUUGUGGCAGUCUCAUCAUUAGCAGCAUUUAAAGGCGUUGCACAUGGUACGGUUUAUUGUGCCACAAAAUCAGCGAUCAGAGCACUGAUGGAAGCUAUCAGCGAUGAAUUACGUAUACAUAGCAAAGGAAAAUCUUUGAUUAAAUUUACUACCGUCUUUCCGACCUUAAUACUUACUGGAAUUCUCAAAAAUCCAAGAUUAAGAUUUGCAAGUAUAAUGAAAGGGCUUACACCACAGGAAGCAGCUUCACUAAUAAUUGAUGCACAAAGACAGAAUUUCCGAGAAAGAAGUAUACCUUCAUAUUGGCUGUCGAUAUCGCGUUUAUUAGGAUUGAUACCCAACAAAGCAUUUAAUUGCAUUUACGAUUUCGUAGAUUUCGGCUGUGAUAUAGAAAAUUAAAGAAUAAAAUAUAUAUAUAUAUAUAUAUAUAUAUAUAUAUAUUUAUAUAAUGAUGUACACCGGCCC
This is a messenger RNA of Camponotus floridanus (Florida carpenter ant), 1141 nucleotides long. Its product is annotated as short-chain dehydrogenase/reductase family 16C member 6-like. NCBI's taxonomy places the organism in Eukaryota, Metazoa, Arthropoda, Insecta, Hymenoptera, Formicidae. Gene Ontology annotation, cellular component: lipid droplet. Gene Ontology annotation, molecular function: oxidoreductase activity, acting on the CH-OH group of donors, NAD or NADP as acceptor. The record is from RefSeq and is a predicted model, not a curated record. The transcript has 8 exons. Bases 140 to 1075 code for a protein of 311 amino acids.